CAACUGUCAUAAUUGAAUUUGGCUUUUCAGUGCCCCAGAUUUGCACAUUAUAACGAUUCAUUUUGCCGGAUAUAUGGUACACAACUUUGAACAUCAAUUUGCAAUGCUUCCUACAUACUUAUAAUAUGUAAUAUCUUAAAAUUUGAUGUUAGAUGGAAAAACUCUUGAGAAACGCGUCUAAAACCUGUUCGUUUUUGGAUAACGAGUCGAAGUAAGGAAGGAAAAGGGAAGGGGGAUGGUGGUGGUAACGUUAUGAAUAACGGAUUCGACAUGUGGUGCCUUGAACGCAGUGAGAAUACGCGAUUUUAUUCCGCGCACGCGAGUGUUCUUAAACGCGAGGUAAACCCCUCUCGUAGCCCCUUUUUGGCUUUGGGCUAAAACCGGCCCGGAGUUGUUACGCACUUGACGUAAUAACGACGGUAAAAGUUUUGUACCUAGCACGGCGAGUUUAUGGCGAAACCCUCUAGAAAGGGGAUUUAGUCUUUUGUUCGUCUCUUUUGAUAGGUCUAUAAGUUGCCGUUUUAAUAAUUCAAAAUGUGACGUCCUCUUCAGUUGAUCCUUCUUCUAAACGAUAGAGUACGUAGAGAGGUAGAUAAAUAACUAAUAGGAAGAAAAGAACUUAUUUUGUUUUCAAAAUUUAUCUUUUUUUUAAAUAAUUUUAUCGAAAUAAAAUUUAAAUACAAAAGCUCAAACAAAAUUAUUAGUUGUUUUUACGGUUUUAUCUUAAAACGAGCGACCUCUGACCUUGAGUGCCGAUAAAAUUUGCUUCUACUAGCGUUUGAGAAAAGAGGCGCAGCAUGCGAAGCAUUUGGUGUUUAGCGUUUGCCACGACAUGGACAACAUCAAAAACGGCUGGUUCACCGAAAAUAAUACUUUGUGGCCUGAACACAAACUCUCGUUAAAAAUAGAAAAUAUUUUACAUCAAGAAAAAUCUAACUAUCAAGAUAUUUUAGUAAUUAAAACAAAAUUCCAUGGAAUAGUUUUAAUAUUAGAUGGCAUAAUUCAAUGUACUGAACACGAUGAAUUUUCUUAUCAAGAAAUGAUCUCUUUCCUACCACUUUGUGCUCACCCUAACCCUUCAAAAGUACUUAUAGUUGGUGGUGGAGAUGGUGGAGUUGCUCGUGAAGUAGCCAAACACCCCCUGGUAAAAGAAAUUGUCCAGGUGGAAAUCGAUGAAAGAGUAAUUGAAGUGAGCAAAAAGUUUUUACCAUUUAUGGCAAUUGGAUUUCAAUCCCCAAAAUUAACGCUAAAAAUUUGUGAUGGUUUUGAAUAUUUACGCCAAAAUCCCGGCCAAUUCGACGUUAUCAUAACGGAUUCAAGCGACCCUAUCGGUCCGGCAAGUAAUCUUUUUACAGAGUCCUAUUUUGGAUUGUUAAAGAAAACUUUGAAAAACAACGGGAUUAUUUGUUCUCAAGCUGGAUCGAUUUGGGAAAAUUGCACUGAAAUUAGGAACUUAAUGAACGGUUGUAAGCAACAUUUUAAUGUGGUAAAAUAUGGUAUUUCUUCCGUACCUACAUAUCCAACUGGGCAUAUUGGGUUCAUUUUGGCGAGUGAUGAUGAAAAGAAAGUAUUUGAAGAACCGUGUUUUAAAUUUAAUUCUCAGGAAUUAGAAGAUAAGAAAUUAAAGUAUUAUAGUUAUGAAAUGCAUAAAUCUGCUUUUGUGUUACCAAAUGUAUUCUCUAAAAUUUUAUAUGAAUAAAGAAUUUUAAUAGAUUA
Messenger RNA from Onthophagus taurus, 1716 nucleotides. RefSeq names its product Spermidine Synthase (gene SpdS). Gene Ontology annotation, biological process: spermidine biosynthetic process. The record is from RefSeq and is a predicted model, not a curated record. Gene Ontology annotation, molecular function: spermidine synthase activity. NCBI's taxonomy places the organism in Eukaryota, Metazoa, Arthropoda, Insecta, Coleoptera, Scarabaeidae. Gene Ontology annotation, cellular component: cytosol.